AGUGCUCGUUUUGAUUAAAAUGCGAACGUUCUCUUUUGAUCACUCCUGAUCACACCCGCCAUCAGCUUACUUUGCUGGCUUAAAUUCCCGAAACCAAGGCAGCAAUUUGUCUCCAUCUUUAUCAGUUUCUUUUGAAGUAGAAGGAGGUGAAAAUGCGAAUAGAGGAAAGCGAUGGAGUAUCGGCGUCGAGAAAGCACCUGGUGUUUGCCUAUUAUGUUACCGGUCAUGGUUUUGGCCAUGCCACUCGUGUUGUCGAGGUUGUUAGGAACUUGAUUUUGGCUGGGCAUGAUGUGCACGUGGUCACUGGUGCACCUGAUUUUGUCUUCACCUCUGAAAUUCAGUCGCCUCGUCUCUUCAUUCGCAAGGUAUUAUUGGACUGUGGAGCAGUACAGGCAGAUGCAUUGACCGUGGAUCGCCUUGCGUCGUUGGAGAAGUAUUCGGAGACGGCUGUGAAGCCCCGGGAAUCUAUUUUGGCUACUGAGAUAGAGUGGCUGAACUCCAUCAAAGCUGACUUAGUGGUUUCUGAUGUUGUUCCAGUUGCGUGCCGUGCUGCAGCUGAUGCAGGAAUUCGAUCUGUCUGUGUCACCAACUUCAGUUGGGACUUCAUCUAUGCAGAGUAUGUCAUGGCAGCUGGAAAUCAUCAUCGUUCAAUAGUUUGGCAGAUAGCAGAGGAUUACUCUCACUGUGAAUUCCUAAUCCGCCUCCCAGGAUAUUGCCCAAUGCCUGCUUUUCGGGAUGUUAUUGAUGUACCUCUUGUUGUGAGGAGGUUGCACAAAACCCGCAAGGAGGCAAGGAAGGAACUUGGCAUCAGUGAUGAUGUGAAGCUGGUAAUCCUUAACUUUGGUGGACAGCCAUCUGGGUGGAAGUUGAAGGAGGAGUACUUACCUUCUGGUUGGCUUUGCCUGGUUUGUGGUGCUUCUGACAGCCAGGAGCUUCCACGAAAUUUCAUAAAGCUUGCAAAAGAUGCCUACACACCUGAUCUUAUUGCAGCAUCAGACUGCAUGCUUGGGAAAAUUGGAUAUGGCACUGUCAGUGAAGCCCUGGCAUUCAAGCUACCAUUUGUCUUUGUGCGAAGAGAUUAUUUCAAUGAAGAACCCUUUUUGAGAAAUAUGCUUGAGUAUUACCAGUGUGGUGUUGAGAUGAUUAGGAGAGAUUUACUCACUGGCCACUGGAAACCUUAUCUUGAACGUGCAAUUAGUUUGAAACCAUGCUAUGAGGGAGGCAUUAAUGGAGGCGAGGUGGCAGCUCACAUUUUGCAGGAGACAGCUAUUGGUAAAAACUAUGCUUCAGAUAAGUUCAGUGGAGCAAGAAGAUUGCGAGAUGCCAUUGUCCUUGGUUAUCAAUUACAAAGGGUCCCUGGACGAGAUAUCAGCAUCCCAGAAUGGUAUUCAAGUGCUGAAAAUGAACUCAAUAAAUCUACCGGGUCUCCAACUACCCAAAUAAUUGAAAAUGGAUCCCUAACAAGCAUAUGCACUGAUGAUUUUGAGAUUCUACAUGGAGAUCUUCAAGGCCUUCCAGAUACAAAGAGUUUCUUAAAGAGCUUGGCAGAGCUAGAUACUGUAUAUGACUCUGAGAAGAACUCUGAGAAGCGCCAAAUGCGGGAACAUAAGGCUGCUGCAGGACUCUUUAAUUGGGAGGAAGACAUCUAUGUGGCAAGAGCACCUGGGAGAUUGGAUGUAAUGGGAGGGAUUGCUGACUAUUCAGGAAGUCUUGUGUUGCAGAUGCCUAUUAAAGAAGCCUGUCAUGUUGCUGUGCAAAGGAACCAUGCAAGUAAACAUAGGCUCUGGAAACAUGCCCAGGCUCGGCAAAAUGCAAAAGGACAGGGGCCUACACCUGUUCUUCAAAUAGUAUCCUAUGGGUCAGAAUUAAGCAAUCGUGGUCCAACCUUUGACAUGGAUCUAUCUGAUUUUAUGGAUGGAGAGAUGCCAAUAUCAUAUGACAAGGCAAAAACAUAUUUUGCCCAAGAUCCAUCACAAAAGUGGGCAGCUUAUGUUGCAGGGACAAUUCUUGUUUUGAUGACAGAAUUAGGUGUACGCUUUGAGGAUAGCAUUAGCAUGCUGGUUUCUUCAGCAGUCCCCGAGGGAAAAGGGGUAUCUUCUUCUGCAUCAGUGGAGGUUGCCAGCAUGUCUGCUAUAGCUGCUGCUCAUGGAUUAAGUAUCAGUCCAAGAGAUAUUGCUUUGCUCUGCCAAAAGGUAGAGAAUCACAUUGUUGGAGCUCCAUGUGGUGUAAUGGAUCAGAUGACUUCAGCAUGUGGUGAAGCCAACAAACUUCUUGCAAUGGUGUGCCAGCCUGCAGAGGUUAUUGGGCUUGUAGAAAUUCCUAGCCAUAUUCGUUUCUGGGGAAUUGAUUCAGGAAUACGACACAGUGUUGGUGGUGCAGAUUAUGGAUCUGUAAGAAUAGGUGCCUUCAUGGGUCAAAAGAUGAUUAAGUCUAUAGCAUCAUCUACUUUGUCCAGAUCACUGCCCAGUGCUAAUGGGUUAAUCCAUGACGAGUUGGAGGAUCAUAGUGUGGAUCUAAUCAAAGCUGAAGCUUCAUUGGAUUACUUGUGUAACUUAUCACCACACAGAUAUGAGGCUCUCUAUGCUAAGAUGCUUCCUGAAUCCAUCCUUGGAGAGACCUUUCUGGAGAAGUAUAUUGAUCAUAAUGAUGCUGUCACGAUAAUUGAUGAGAAGCGCACAUAUGUUGUGAGAGCACCGGCUAAUCAUCCUAUAUAUGAAAACUUCCGUGUCAAGGCCUUCAAAGCAUUGUUAACUUCCACCAGUUCAGAUGAGCAACUUACAGCUCUUGGAGAACUAUUGUAUCAGUGUCACUAUAGCUACAGUGCUUGCGGGCUUGGUUCUGAUGGGACAGAUAGGCUUGUGCGGUUGGUACAGGAAAUGCAACAUGGCAAACCAUCAAAAUCUGAAGAUGGGACUUUAUAUGGAGCAAAAAUAACUGGUGGGGGUUCUGGUGGAACAGUUUGUGUAAUCGGUAGGAACUGUCUUAGAAGCAGCCAACAAAUUCUGGAGAUUCAGCACAGAUACAAAGGCGGAACUGGCUAUUUGCCAUUUAUUUUCGAGGGUUCGUCGCCUGGGUCAGGAAAAUUCGGAUACUUGAGAAUUCGCCGGCCAGUGUCCAUAACUUAGUCAAUUGUCUCUCAUUGUGGUUAGUGGUUACUAUAUUAAGAGACAGAACAUUUCUGUAUUAGUAAACUGUAACCACAAUCCAGCUGCAUAAAUUAUUAUCAUUAUUCCAGGAAUUUGUAUUUCGGAUGUUAAUUUAUAAAAUCCAACUGCUUCCCCUCCGAAUAAUAGAGCAUGUUUCAGACCAAAAA
Molecule: messenger RNA, 3313 nt
Organism: Populus trichocarpa (black cottonwood)
Lineage: Eukaryota; Viridiplantae; Streptophyta; Magnoliopsida; Malpighiales; Salicaceae
Product: L-arabinokinase
Exons: 29
Coding region: 153-3125 (990 amino acids)
Molecular function (GO): ATP binding
Source: RefSeq, a predicted model, not a curated record